AUGGCCGAGUCCAACCCGCUGCGGGGGUUCCCCCGUCUGCGCCGGGCCGCGACCUCAUUUCCAGGCAAUCUGCAUUUGGUCUUGGUGCUCCGCCCCACCAGCUUGUUAAGCUCCGCCCCCAGUCCAUCUUCAAGCACUGACCUGGGAUUUCGCUUCAGCCAGGAUGACUUCCUGUUAAAGAUGCCGGUGGUGAUGCUGCGCUCAGUCGGUGACCUUCUGCGCUACAUCGAUGAAAACCACCUGACAUCCGACUUCACUGCUAAAGUGGAGUAUUGCCAAAGCGAUUGGAUCGUCCUCCGCACGUCCAUUGAGACCUUUGCGGUGACAGUGAAGGAGAUCGCCCAGCUCCUGCAGGGCUUCGGAUCAGAGCUGUCUGAGACUGAACUUCCAGAUGAAGCGAACGCCAUCGAGUUCCUGCUGCACUCACACACACACCGAUACCGACAGAUGAAGGACGAUAUCCGGAGCGUGCUGAAAGAAGGGCGCCUGCUGCUGUCCAACCUGGAAACUGUCAAGGCCUCUAAGAGAGACAUAGAGGAGGAGAGGGAAAUACAGGGAGAUAUGGACACGGUUCAGAGGCUCCUGGCUCAGCUGAGAGACAUGGAGGAGGCGUUUGAUGGCUUCUUUGAGAAACACCACCUGAAGCUGCAGCAGUACCUCCAGCUGCUGCACUAUGAAAUGAAUUUCCAGCAGAUGGACGAGGUGCUGGAGCGGCUCUCUGCCCAGGAGAGGGACAUCGCCCCUAUGGGAACCACGUUGGUUCAAACGGAACAACUACUGAAAGACUUGGAGACGCUGGACAGACACGCUCAGGAGGAGAUGAAUCGUGCUCAGGUGGUGAUCCUGCACGGUCACCAGUUGGCCGCCAACCACCACUACGCCCUGGCACUCAUCGUCCAGCGCUGCAAUGAGCUGCGGCAUCACUGUGAUGUCAUCACCACUGCCAUACGCACCAAGCGGGCCUCGCUCACCAGAGCACGAGACCUGCUGCGGCGCCUUGAAGAGGCGCUUCGUUGGUGUGAUGACGGAGCCUAUCUGCUGGCGAGUCAGAUGGUGGACAAGUUCCAAACUCGAGAGGGAGCUCAGGAGGCGCUGCAGUACCUCAGCUGUCACCAGGAGAGGGCGCCAUCUGCCCUGAAUAACAGCCAGGACACGCUGAGCCUGGAGUUUGAAGCCAUACUCACCCCACAGCUGCAGUCCCAAAUUUCCAUGGUAACAGAGAAACUGAACUCCAUGCAGUCCAUGAUCCGAAACAGAGAGCAGUGUCUGAGGAAGCUUGCGGAUAUGCAGGUCAGACCCAUCCAGCUGGUGGCCCCAAGACCCGAACCUGAGCAGACCAUGCAACGCUGCAAGUCACCCCUCUUCUCCCCAAAACACGGUGUAGACUUAAACGUCCUGAACUCCAAGUUUUCCUUUGACCUGCUUCCUGGCAAGAGAGCCGCGAGGAGGAACAACAACCAACGCAAGAUCGAGGUGAUGCAUGAUUACCAAGGCAACCGCAGCUGUAUGUAUGGCCCAAGUCCUGAAACAGAUUCAGAGGUGGAGGACAAUCCAGAGCAGGUCACACGCCAUGUUAUGAAGGAGCUGAUAGCUACAGAGAGGAUCUAUGUGGACGAGCUGCUCUCUGUCCUUCUGGGCUACAGGGCAGAAAUGGAGGACCCAUCCAUGUCUUAUCUUCUCCCUUCAGCUCUACGCAGCCAGAAGGACGUUCUGUUUGGCAACAUGCCAGAGAUUUACCAGUUCCACAGCAGGAUCUUCCUUCAAGAUCUGCAGAGAUGCCUGGAGACACCUGAGAGGGCGGGGGCCUGUUUCCUACAGCGGAAAGAGAAGUUCCAGGUGUACGAGCGUUACUGCCAAAACAAGCCUCGCUCUGAGUUGCUAUGGAGACAGUGUUCUGAUUCGCCCUUCUUUCAGGAAUGCCAGAGGAAGCUGGACCACAAGCUGGGUCUGGACUCUUACCUCCUGAAACCAGUCCAACGCCUCACCAAGUACCAGCUGCUACUCAAGGAGCUGCUGAAGCACUGUACGGAGCAGCGAUACCGCUGUGAACUCCAGGAUGCGCUGGACUCCAUGCUGGAGCUACUGAAGUCUGUCAACGACUCCAUGCAUCAGAUAGCCAUCACUGGAUAUCAGGGUGACCUCAGCCAGCUGGGCCGCGUGGUGAUGCAGGGAGGCUUCAGCGUGUGGAUCAGCCAUAAGAGGGCAGCGGUGCGAAUGAAAGAGCUGGCCAGGUUCAAACCCAUGCAGAGACAUCUCUUCCUCUAUGACCACGCCCUGCUCUUCUGCAAGCGCAGAGAUGAAGACAAUCACGACAGGACGCCCUUCUACAGCUUCAAAUCCUGCCUCAGAAUGAGUGCAGUGGGAAUCACAGAAAAUGUGAAAGGAGAUGUGAAGAAAUUUGAGAUCUGGUACAGUGGCAGAGAAGUAGUGUACAUAGUUCAGGCUCCCACACUGGAGGUUAAAGUUGCCUGGCUGACGGAGAUUCGAAAAAUUCUCACCAACCAGCAGAAACUGUGUCAAGAUGAUGCUCCUCUACCAAUUUCAGACAACCCCGCCUCUGACAGCUCCUCUGCAACAAGCCACUCCUACAGGCACCGGGGGGAGGAGUCAAUACACACUAGUCCCGCCCACUCAGACCCCGUGGUUCACUCACCUCGACGCAGUUGGCCUGUCCCUGCUCACUCGGUGGCAAUCUGCGAAGGCCUGGAGGACUGGGGCGCUACAGACCUUUCCAACCUAUCAGACUCAGAUGAGGAGGAGGAUCAGCCGGCUCCGCUGGUGGCGGGGAGGUACAGAGUCAUGGUAGAGAGCAGCAUGGCCAGCACUGAUGACAUCAUUUUUAACUGCGGUGAUGUCAUCCAGCUGCUCCAUGAGGAGUCGUCAGGAAUGUGGAUGGUGAGGAAUAUAAGUCGCGGUGAAGAGGGGCGUGUUCUGCCUGAAGACCUGCACAGGAUUUUGGGAGAGACCUGCUGA
This is a messenger RNA of Seriola dumerili (greater amberjack), 2973 nucleotides long. It is a transcript of the gene mcf2b, whose product is annotated as proto-oncogene DBL-like. Bases 1 to 2973 code for a protein of 990 amino acids. Gene Ontology annotation, biological process: dendrite development. Gene Ontology annotation, molecular function: guanyl-nucleotide exchange factor activity. The transcript is spliced from 26 exons. The record is from RefSeq and is a predicted model, not a curated record. Lineage: Eukaryota; Metazoa; Chordata; Actinopteri; Carangiformes; Carangidae. Gene Ontology annotation, cellular component: cytoplasm.